Messenger RNA from Drosophila ananassae, 2869 nucleotides. It is a transcript of the gene AstC-R2, whose product is annotated as somatostatin receptor type 2. The transcript is spliced from 2 exons. The record is from RefSeq and is a predicted model, not a curated record. Gene Ontology annotation, molecular function: somatostatin receptor activity; peptide binding. NCBI's taxonomy places the organism in Eukaryota, Metazoa, Arthropoda, Insecta, Diptera, Drosophilidae. The coding region runs from base 682 to 2433 and encodes 583 amino acids. Gene Ontology annotation, biological process: G protein-coupled receptor signaling pathway. Gene Ontology annotation, cellular component: neuron projection; membrane.
ACAGAGCCAAGCAAACAGGUAAGCUCUUGGCCUAAACGACCACCCACCGUUAACAGUAUUGGCUGGAACGAAUAUUUUCGGAAUCAGCUAACAGACACGAACGGCACUUCGGAGGAACAGCUGUUCGGGCGCUUUGCCUUCUGGCCACUCAAUGGGCCAUCUUCAUCAUCAUCGUCGUGGUUGAUGUUAGGCAGCGUGUUUCUGAGCCGCUUCAGUCGUUGCCUGUCAACAAAACGCUGCGAACGUGGCCAGCUCCUCGAAUAAAAUCAAAAAGUGUCUGAUACAAACGCGAAAUGGACUGAAGUACUAACCCCAAAAAGAAAUCUAUCCCCAAAGUGUUGCGUGGAAAUUGAACAUUUUUCGAAAGCUUCUGAGCAAGCCACAACAGAAUAAAAGUGGGCUCUUAAAUAUUUGAUAAGAACGAAAGAAAUACCAAGAAUUAUCACAUCAAAGAAAAGUGUACUCCCUAACCCAUAAGAAACCUCGAAAAUCCUUCAAACUUCGCCAAAAAACGCAAUUUUGUCAAGACCACAUCCCACAACAUGUGACGUCACGGGCAAUAGGUAUGGAAAGCAUAUCAAAAUAUUUGCCAUUUAGCUGGGUGAGGCAUCAUCGUCAAAUAGGCUGCCGCCGACCACCGAUUGGAAAUUAGCUGGAACCCUAGGACAAAGAAGUCUGGGAAUGGGUGGGCGAAUGGUCAACAUGAAAGGACAUUCGAGCCCAAAUGAGCCAGCUGCUAACCGCAGCAACAGCAGUAGCCGGAGCAGGAGCAACAAUAUCAACAGCAACAACAAUGCCAGCAAAAGUGGCAACAGCAACAGCAACAGCAACAACUACAAAACCAGCAACAUGGCGACCGUGAACAGUGUCCAUUCUGGCAUUCUGUUAUUUGUGCUGACAGCGCUGACACUAACGAGCUUAAUAACGCCCACAGAGCAGCUGACAGUGGCGCCAAAUGGGAGCAGCAGUCCGAUGCAGCAACUGCAACACCAGCAACAACAAUUGGAACUUGAGCCAGUGGAAUUCGCCUCAGUGCCUUCCAUUUCCUCGGACCAGAAUGGUACCAUUCUGCCCACCAGCAGUCCACACCAAUUGCCGCCUCCGGUUCGAGGAAACGGCAGUCAGCAGUAUAUGGACUACGAGGACGACGAGGAUGCCGUGGACUGUGGCUACAGCAACAACUUUAUACUGAAGCUCAUCUCGAUGAUACUGUAUGCUCUGGUCUGCAUAAUCGGCCUCUUCGGCAAUACCCUGGUCAUCUACGUGGUGCUGCGCUUCUCCAAGAUGCAAACGGUCACAAACAUAUACAUCCUCAACCUGGCCAUUGCGGACGAGUGCUUCCUGAUUGGAAUACCCUUCCUGCUCUACACGAUGCAGGUGGGAAACUGGUCGUUCGGGGACUAUAUGUGCAAGGCCUACAUGGUGAGCACCUCGAUCACCUCGUUUACCUCCUCGAUCUUUCUGCUGAUUAUGUCCGCGGAUCGCUACAUAGCCGUAUGCCAUCCGAUAUCCUCGCCUCGCUACCGAACUCCCUUUGUCUCCAAGCUAGUAUCGGCCUUUGCCUGGAUGACCUCCGUGCUGCUGAUGCUGCCGGUUAUCCUGUUUGCCAGUACAGUGGCCUCGCAAAAUGGCAAUGUGUCCUGCAACAUCGAGUGGCCCGACACCCAAAACUCGCACUCGGACUCUACCUUCAUACUGUACUCCUUCAUCUUGGGUUUCGCCACUCCGCUGACAUUCAUUCUGGUGUUCUACUGCCUGGUGAUCAGGAAACUGCACACGGUGGGUCCCAAGCACAAGAGCAAGGAGAAGAAGCGAUCGCACAGAAAGGUCACCAAGUUAGUCCUCACCGUAAUCACGGUGUACAUAAUGUGCUGGCUGCCCCACUGGAUAUCCCAGGUGGCGCUGAUCAGCUCCACGCCCAAGCAGUGUGGCGCCUCCCGGCUGGAGCUGGCCGUUUUCCUGGCCUGCGGCUGCCUCAGCUACUCCAACUCGGCCAUGAACCCCAUUCUGUACGCCUUCCUAAGCGACAACUUCAAGAAGAGCUUUAUGAAGGCCUGCACCUGUGCAGCCCGCAAGGACGUCAAUGCCCAGCUCCAGUUGGAGAACAGCUUCUUUCCCAAGUUCGGCAAGGGUCGGCAGUCGGAGAGGUUGAUAGGUGGUGGAGGUGGCGGCAACGGGGGCGGAGCCAAGGGAGGCGCCCAGCGUGGCUCUUUGGCCAAGAAGAAGACCCUGGUGGCGGCGAGAAACAAUAAUGCUCCGAUGACCACCACCACAACCACGACAACGACGACCACCACCGCCGGCACGGAUCUGCCUGUCACCUGCAUCCAGCCAGCGGCUGUGCAUCAAGAUCAGACUAAUCCUGUCGCCCUUCUGGUGGUCAACGCGGAGACCAACAACUGUAAGCCUCCGGUCCUUCACACGGACUUAUAAGAGCGGGCUCCAGCGAUGCCGCUGGAAACGGUGGUGUUCAUAGCCCGCAGAUGAGUCAGGGCAGACCUAGAGCUGGAGCUGGACAUGGUGCUGGAUCGACAACUGUUGACGCAGCCCGAGUGUCUACUGUAGGGGUCUGCUAAAUGAUAUUUUAUAUGACAAAAAAAAAUGCGAAAACGGAGAAAAGUAACAAUUGAAUCUCAAUUAAAAACAGAGAGAAAUUAGUGAAGUUUUCAUUAAAAUUAGUUCCCAUAGACAAACAAAUAAUAAUUAAUUCAAAGUAAUAGAGACUCUUACAGAUAUAUAUUUAAUUUUUUAUAAAACUAUAAUAGAAACAUAAUACAAAUUAUUUUUAAACUUUAAAAAACUAACUAAAGGUAUUGGAUUUCCCAAAGAAUAAUAACUUUAAGCAGCUAUUUGUUUAGUAUUUAUUUAU